UACACACCAGCUCGUAUUACUCAUUCAUCCGACAACUUCCAGCAGCUGUACGAGUGGGCUGUGGAGUUAAUCAGAAGAGGUCACGCAUAUGUCUGUCAUCAACGAGUUGAAGAUAUGCGUGGGUUCGAUGUGCAGCUCUCCCCUUGGCGUUCAAGGCCAAUUGAGGAAUCAUUGCGGCUGUUUGAGGACAUGAAGCGAGGGAAGUUUGAUGAAGGCGAGGCAACUUUGCGUUUGAAACUCACUCUUGAGGAAGGAAAGGUUGAUCCAGUGGCAUACCGGAUCAAAUAUGUGCCACAUCACAGGACGGGAACUCAAUGGUGUAUUUAUCCGACAUACGACUACACGCACUGCCUUUGCGAUUCAAUAGAGAACAUUACACAUUCCUUGUGCACAAAGGAAUUCCAGUCAAGGCGCAGCUCCUAUUACGCUCUUUGUAACAUGCUUGACAUUUACUGUCCUGUACAGUGGGAAUAUGGUCGCUUGAACAUGAACUACACUGUUGUGUCGAAGCGGAAAAUCUUGAAGCUUAUCGAUGCCGGGAUUGUGAAGGAUUGGGACGAUCCGCGACUGUUCACCCUUGCUGCCUUACGUCGUCGUGGAAUUCCAGCGGAGGCGAUUAAUGCAUUCGUGGCCAAGUUGGGUUUGACAAUGACCCAAAUGGUCAUCGAUCCUCAUGUUUUAGACGCCACUGUUCGGGACCACUUGAAUGUCAACGCACCAAGAACAAUGGCUGUUCUCGAAGGAGUGAAGUUAACUAUUGAAAACUUCGAUGAAAUGAAUUUGCCAUCAUCAGUCACAGUUCCCGAUUUUCCCUCCGAUCCUCAAUGCGAGAAAAACCAUCAAGUCGCCUUUGAUCGUGUGGUAUAUAUUGAGCGAACGGACUACAGACAGGUGUGUUUGGCCCUUUCUGCUAAAUUCCGGCCUUCGAUUAGAUGUCGCAAUUGCAAGACGUAA
Messenger RNA from Ostertagia ostertagi, 954 nucleotides. NCBI's taxonomy places the organism in Eukaryota, Metazoa, Nematoda, Chromadorea, Rhabditida, Trichostrongylidae. The record is from the annotation of a GenBank genome assembly.